Lagopus muta (rock ptarmigan) is the source of this 4066-nucleotide messenger RNA. It is a transcript of the gene CTCF, whose product is annotated as CCCTC-binding factor. Gene Ontology annotation, biological process: regulation of transcription by RNA polymerase II. The transcript is spliced from 12 exons. The coding region runs from base 1231 to 3417 and encodes 728 amino acids. Gene Ontology annotation, cellular component: nucleus. The record is from RefSeq and is a predicted model, not a curated record. Gene Ontology annotation, molecular function: DNA-binding transcription factor activity, RNA polymerase II-specific; RNA polymerase II transcription regulatory region sequence-specific DNA binding. Lineage: Eukaryota; Metazoa; Chordata; Aves; Galliformes; Phasianidae.
CUUAAGGAUUCCUUCUCUUGCCCGUAGUGCUUAAUAUCCUGCUUUUCUGCUAAUGUUUUUGGCAGGGGGAUGUGGAGCAUUGCUGGGCUGAUUGCUCUCUGAGAAGAGCCAGAGUGUUCCUUGGCCUUGUGUUCUGUACCUGGCCAGAUUCAUCCCUGCCCAUGGCAGCGAGCUGUGGUCAGCUCUCCUGCUCCAUCCCGCCACUUCUUGGUAUGUUGGUUAUUUCUGAGGAAAAAGCCAAAUGCACUCAAAGCCAUACCCUGUAAUUUAGGCAGGGAGAGAACAAGGCCAAAGUUACUGUUACUGUGCAAAUGAACGUGGGGCAUCACAAGUACUGGAGAUGUCAGCCCUGUCCCAUUGUAUGGAGGAAGGAGAAGCAAAUAGCAAAUUCCUUCCAUGCUGCCGUUUUCUCCUGUCUGUGACUGCAAGGGGAGCUGUUUCCUGUAGCCAAGAGCCCACCAGGAAGCCGUGCAGUGAGGUUCAGGGCUGCUUUCUCCUGCCCUUUGAUUAUAUUCCUAAAAGCUUUGCACAGUAACUGAUUCUACCUUCUGGCUACUUUGUUUCUCUUACCUAGUCUUCAGCAGAGACUUGAGAGAGCAGCAGAGCAUUGGGAUCGCUGUGUGCUCCAUAAACCCUUAACCAUGAGGAGCAGCCACGACUGCUACUUGUGCACAUGGUGUCUCAGCCGCUGAGCUUCUGCUUCUGCUGUGGAGCUGGAAGAAAGCAGAGCUUGGGCUUGGAGCCUGUUGUAGUUGUGUUAACGUACUGAGCUGUGCUCAGCUGCAAGCCCUGUUGGUUGCUUUGGCAGGUUUGGAUGCCUUGCAUGGCCUGUUGGACCAACCCUUGGCACUUCAGUACAGCUUGCACCUCCACCGCUCUGCAGUGCUACGUGACUUCUGAGCACAGAUUUGUGAAUUUCCCUUUGUUUAUUGCUCAAAAUUAUAUUUACUGCUCGUAUAAAUGUUCAGAACACUGUUCUUGUGGGAUUUUUUUUUUAUUUGCUGAAACUUAGAACCCUUCCUGUGUGGACUGUGACUCAAGAUGUUGCUAUCUUUUUGUACCGAAGGAUGCUUUCGUUUCAGAAUCUAAAAAUUUACUUUGACUUCGUUGAAUGCGUCAAAUUCUAACAAAAUGGAAGCCAAAGCACAGCAUGAAAUAUACCUUUGUCUGUAUUAAUAUGCAUGAAGAUUAGAAGCUUGUGUGUCUCUGAAACAUCAGCAGGGAGGUGAAAUGGAAGGUGAAGCAGUCGAAGCCAUUGUGGAGGAAUCAGAAACUUUUAUCAAGGGGAAAGAGCGCAAAACCUAUCAGAGACGCCGCGAGGGAGGGCAGGAGGACGAGGCUUGUCACAUAGCUCCCAACCAGGCAGACGGAGGGGAGGUGGUGCAGGAUGUCAACAGCGGCGUGCAGAUGGUGAUGAUGGAGCAGCUGGAUCCAACUCUUCUUCAGAUGAAGACUGAAGUAAUGGAAGGUGCCGUGCCUCAGGAAACGGAGGCUACGGUGGAUGACACGCAGAUCAUAACGCUUCAGGUUGUUAAUAUGGAAGAGCAGCCUAUAAACCUUGGUGAGCUUCAGCUGGUCCAAGUACCCGUUCCAGUGACUGUACCCGUUGCCACCACAUCUGUGGAAGAACUUCAGGGAGCUUAUGAAAACGAGGUUUCCAAAGGAGGCCUGCAGGAGGGAGAGCCCAUGAUCUGUCACACCCUGCCUUUACCAGAAGGCUUCCAGGUCGUGAAGGUGGGUGCUAAUGGAGAGGUGGAGACACUGGAACAAGGGGAACUUCAGCCACAAGAAGAUCCCAAUUGGCAAAAAGAUCCAGACUAUCAGCCACCAGCCAAAAAAACAAAGAAAAACAAGAAGAGUAAGCUUCGCUACACCGAGGAGGGCAAGGAUGUGGAUGUCUCUGUGUAUGACUUCGAGGAGGAGCAGCAGGAGGGCUUAUUGUCUGAGGUCAAUGCAGAGAAGGUGGUGGGCAACAUGAAGCCACCUAAACCAACAAAAAUUAAAAAGAAAGGUGUAAAGAAGACAUUCCAGUGUGAACUGUGCAGUUACACUUGUCCACGCCGUUCCAACUUGGACCGCCACAUGAAAAGCCACACUGAUGAAAGACCACACAAGUGCCACCUCUGUGGCAGGGCAUUUCGGACAGUCACGUUACUGAGGAACCACCUCAACACUCACACAGGUACUCGCCCUCACAAGUGCCCAGACUGUGACAUGGCCUUUGUGACCAGCGGGGAGUUGGUGCGGCACCGCCGUUACAAACACACCCACGAGAAGCCCUUCAAAUGCUCCAUGUGUGACUAUGCCAGUGUGGAGGUUAGCAAAUUGAAACGCCACAUUCGUUCUCACACUGGAGAGCGUCCGUUCCAGUGCAGCUUGUGCAGCUAUGCCAGCAGGGAUACCUACAAACUGAAGAGGCACAUGAGGACCCACUCUGGAGAGAAGCCAUAUGAAUGUUACAUCUGCCAUGCUCGCUUCACUCAAAGUGGUACCAUGAAGAUGCACAUUCUGCAGAAGCACACGGAGAACGUGGCCAAAUUUCACUGUCCUCACUGUGAUACUGUGAUAGCGAGAAAGAGUGACUUGGGUGUUCAUUUGCGAAAGCAGCAUUCCUACAUUGAACAGGGCAAGAAGUGUCGCUACUGCGACGCUGUGUUCCACGAGCGCUAUGCCCUCAUCCAGCAUCAAAAGUCUCACAAGAACGAGAAGCGCUUCAAGUGUGACCAGUGUGAUUAUGCGUGCAGGCAGGAGCGGCACAUGGUCAUGCACAAACGGACCCAUACUGGAGAAAAGCCUUAUGCCUGUAGCCAUUGUGAUAAAACCUUCCGUCAGAAACAGCUCCUUGAUAUGCACUUCAAACGAUACCACGACCCCAACUUCGUCCCUGCUGCCUUUGUCUGUUCCAAGUGUGGUAAAACAUUCACUCGCAGGAACACAAUGGCCAGACAUGCUGAUAACUGUUCUGGCCUAGAUGGUGGGGAAGGAGAGAAUGGAGGAGAGACAAAGAAGGGCAAACGUGGCCGAAAGAGGAAGAUGCGCUCUAAGAAAGAAGAUUCCUCUGAUAGUGAGGAAAACGCUGAACCAGAUUUGGAUGAUAACGAAGACGAAGAGGAGACAGCAGUAGAAAUUGAGGCUGAACCAGAAGUUGAGCCGGAGGCUCCUGCACCACCUCCCAGUAAGAAGAGGAGAGGGAGGCCACCAGGCAAAGCUGCCACCCAAACAAAACAAUCCCAGCCUGCAGCAAUCAUUCAGGUUGAAGACCAGAACACUGGUGAAAUCGAAAACAUCAUAGUUGAAGUAAAGAAAGAACCUGAUGCAGAAACAGUAGAGGAAGAGGAGGAAGCUCAGCCUGCUGUAGUGGAAGCUCCAAACGGAGACCUCACUCCUGAGAUGAUUCUCAGCAUGAUGGACCGGUGAUGGAGGAGGACCACGCCGGAUACUGAACUGGCCUGGGCUGUGUUUAAGCGGCUCAAAUCUAUUUUUCCUUUUACCUUUUUUUCUUGGCUUUGGGAAAUGCAUCAUUUUAGACCAUUUUACCAAACAUACUGGGAAAUAAAACUUCAAAAUGAUGUUAGAAUGUGAUUUAACUAGAACUUGCUGUUUUAUGUUAGCAUUACAGGAUCAUGGAACAUUAGGAAAUGCUUCGGAGUCCAUGAGGGUUUCCCGUGAGGUGCUCGAUUGGUUUUGUUCUCAGCUGCAUUGUAAACAGGCUCCUCGGACGGCCAGCUUUACGUGCAACGAGUUUUAUGAGAUAGAAGUGGAAGCCUUGAGUAGAACGUGUGGUAAACCACUCCGGACUUUGCCCUUCCAGAUCCCACAGUCCUUGAGCCUCCUUCUCAGUAGUGUUUUUAACUGUAAAUGCAGACUUGGGAGGGUUCUAGACUUUUUAAAUGUUUUUUGCUUUCCCCCCACUGACUAGCUCUGGUUCUCCAAGUCGGCUGCACACGGUAGUUUUGGCAUGCUCCAACUGGUUUCUGUCCUUUAAUGUGCUUUGCUUUCUGCAAAGCAUUUCUGUAAUGGUCAAGCUUUGUAAAUAACUUUUUUUUUUUUUUUUUUUUUUUUUUUU